Molecule: messenger RNA, 8154 nt
Organism: Hippopotamus amphibius kiboko
Lineage: Eukaryota; Metazoa; Chordata; Mammalia; Artiodactyla; Hippopotamidae
Gene: SATB1
Product: SATB homeobox 1
Exons: 11
Coding region: 4363-6741 (792 amino acids)
Biological process (GO): chromatin remodeling; regulation of transcription by RNA polymerase II
Molecular function (GO): RNA polymerase II cis-regulatory region sequence-specific DNA binding; DNA-binding transcription factor activity, RNA polymerase II-specific
Source: RefSeq, a predicted model, not a curated record
CGCUCGCUCCCGCUCCCCGGACGCGGCGGCGGAGCCGGGCCCCGCUGGGGAAGGGCUCGGGGCGGCGGCGGGCGGCCCGGAGGAGGCUGCGUGCUCGGGGCUGGGGCUGCGAGCGGGGUGACUGUGUAUUAAAAUGAGGAGGAGGAAGAAGAGGCAGCCACAGCGGCGGCGGCGGCGGCAGCAGCAGCAGCGGCGGCAGCAGCGGCGCGGAGGGCUGCAGCCCGGGCGGACGCGCGGAGCCGAGCGGGGCGCGGCGGCGGCCACCGCGGCCGGGAGGAGCCGCCUCCGAAUUUGAUGGGGGCAGCGCCGGCGGCGAGGGGCACAGCGGAGCGGCCCCGGCCGGGCACCGGCGCCCGCCCGCACGCACACGCACCGCCGCGCGCGCGCCGCUCCCGGGGCCACCCGGCGACCGCCGGCCUCGUCGCCACGGCCGCGGCCGCCCUCUAGCCCGCCCGGGGACCCGGGCGACUCCGGGGGGGGGGCGCCUCCCACCCCCCCGCCCCCGCUUUCUGGAAACUCCUGCUCAGUUUUGUCGGGGUUUCUGGCUUCCUGCUCCCCCAAGUCCCAGUGCCAUUGUGGGGCUCGUUGUUUACCUCGGACUCCGGCUGAGUGAGAGCUCGGCGACUUUUUGGGGGAGGGGGCGGGGAGUCGGUGGCGGCCGAGGCGGCUGGGGUGCCUUCCGAUCCCCCCCCCCAGCCCUCUUUCUCUGCCUCACUCUCUCGGCUCCCUAGACGCUCGCAGCCCCGCGUCCAUGGGCAGGGAGGGGGUCCUGGGGGCUGUCGUCAGCGAGGGCCGACUCCAAAGUGGCAUUUUAGUGCCUUGCCGGGGCUUUUUCCGCGACCUCCUGCCCCCCACCCUCGCGGCCCCCCGGUCGAUGCCCCGAUUGGGGGCGCGAGGCAGUGGGAAGAAAGUUUAAGGUUUGUUAAUAUCAGGCGCAAUUGUUGGGGAGGGGGCGGGGGCGAUCGGCGGGGAGGUGAGCCGGCCUCCCCCGCCCUGUGUUCUCCGGGGUGGCUGGAGAAUAAUAUUGCAAGUGACAGCCAGAAGUAGACUUUCUGUCCUCACACCGAAGAGCCCCAGCCAGCAGGAGGGAGGGAGGGAAGCGAGGGGACCUUUCUUGCCUUUCUGGAGACCUUGUCCGCACUGAUUUUUUGUUUGUUUUUUGUUUUUUUCUUUUCAAGAGAAUUCCCAGUUUCCACCUCGCCUCCCCAGCACCGCCACAGUGUACUUGCUCUUAACGGGUUUUGCUUUGUUUUUACGAUUUCCCCCCGCAACGAAUCACUUGUCAGAUCAAUUUUAUCUUCUCCCUCCUCCCACUCUCCCCUCCUCCCCCAUCGAAAACCCCGUUCUCUGAGGUUAGACAUUUUACAAACCAUAUAUGUUGUUUUUCGAAUUGUGAUUUUUUUUUUUUUUAACCCCUCUCUCCCAUGGCUACUCUUCCAGACGUUUAUCUGCCCUUCCCCCGCUUAGGGGGGCGGGGGUAAGGGAAGAGAAAAUAAUACAAUUUCAGGGGAAGUCGCCUUCAGGUCUGCUGCUUUUCUUUCUUUCUUUUUUUUUUUUUUAAUUAAAAAAAAAAAAGGACAUAGAAAACAUCAUUCUUGAACUUCUCUUCAAGAACCCGGGCUGCAAAGGAAAUCUCCUUUGUUUUUGUUAUUUAUAUGCUGUCAAGUUUUGAAGUGGUGAGUUUCAGGUCGGUUUUGCUAAUUUCACUCAGUAAAACUGCAGUGUUUCUGUUUCUAGAUAGUACUUUGCUUCUUUGUCUCUUUAAAAGGUCACAGUGAAAGCUUGGCCUGGAUCGUGCCGGCCAUAUGGAAUGGAUAAGGGCACCAUCUCUUAAAAUGUGGUUAUGGGGUUCUGUGGGGGCGAGGGAGGCCAUCCAGCGCGGAACUCGUUGAAAAGGCUCCCACACUGCAAAAAAUAGGUUCUUGAAACCGGAAUUUCGGGCUUUGCUUUUUCUUUUUAAAGGAAGUAAUUGCUGUGUCUGAGUUCACUGUUUAAUUCGUUAGUUAUCAUAUAUGGACUUCGUUUAUGGACAGGGAAAUGGGGUUUUGAGAAAGUAGCCUGUUUUCAAUGUGCCAGCCAGACGUUACAGUAAAAUGGGUUUUUUAAAUGUGUGACUCAAAAGAAACUCUUUAGCCUGGCAUCUGUUGAGACCGUAGUUAGUUCCCGUGCUGUCAGUCCAGCAGGCCCCAAGGAGCUUGCUCUUUGCAAUUCCAAACUCAGGUCUGGUGAACUUUAGCCUUGGGCAUAGAGUUUAAAUGAGUAAAUUGGGUGUUUUAUGUGCAUGUAAUUUUGCUUUAUAAUGUAAAGCUUUUUACAAGAUGACUGAGUGUUUAAUAGCUGCUUGUAGGUGGGUAUUCAUUCGAAGGACAAUUUUGCAUGACCUGUAUGAUGUUUUGAUUGUCAGUACAUUAACUAAAUUAUCAUCUAUCACUUUACAGUUUAUAAUGCUGUUAAGCCUCCUGACUACUUAAUAUGUUUUGUAGCAUGAACUUUGAUGCUGUCUUCUACCCCCCCCCCUUUUUUUCCCUCUUAAAUUGCCCCACGGGUUAAGUAUUUUCAAACCAUGUGUUUUAAAAUUCAUCUUCUGCUUUAGGGUAAGGCAGCCAAUUUCAGGAAAAGCAGCUCUGUGUUAUAACCCACAUGAUGCCUUAUAAAGAGUGUUUUGAAUAAGUUAAUAAUCACCACUAAUUUUGGCUUUAGACUACAGUUUAAUAUAAUGGAAAAGGGUGAUCUUGAUAAAAAGUGGUUAAAAGAGGCACAUUUAUUGUUAAUGAACCUCAUAACCAAAAACAGAUGGGACCUCGAUCAACGGGAAACCUUUGGUCUCAGUGUGCCACCCCGGAGUACAAGGAUAAAUAGCCAUUCUUUCUCUAACUUUAUAGUUCUUCAACUGUCAUUCUUAAGGUUGCUUUUAAACCUAGAGGUGAUCAUUGCUCCCCCCUCCCAGUCACCUAUUCCCAUGAUUAUAAGGGACAAAGUAAUCUACAGUUAAACAGAGGGAAGAAAAUGCUUGCAGAAAGGCUCUGCUAAUAAUGCAAGCUGGCUUUCAAUUCUGGAUCUGAAUAGCUUUUUCGGUAUAAAUAUAUAUAUUUAUAUUUAAGUGCAAGAUACGUCAGAUUACCAGACAGCUGGAGGAAAGUGAUAAUUAUCCUAUUCUCUCUGGUUUUUCUAAAUGUGAUCCCCUCUCCCUUAGUAGGGGUGAACUUGAUACUUCAAGUACCAUGAAAGUUCAUAAAAUAAUUCUACUCACCUGUUCUUAACAAUGCUAGUUAAAACUGUAUUUGAGAAGUGACUUUGAUAAUGUACUAAUUACUUAUUAUUAUAAACAGUAUGAAAAUUGAUGUCCAGUGUAUAAUUCAACUGAAAAUAAUUAUCUGUUAUUUUUCCUGGAGGUAAUUGAGAUGUUGACUUCAUUGCAUGCUGAGAUUAUUUUUGAACACUGGCACUUGUGUUUUACCAAAAUUAUCAAUAUUUUUUUUCAAAGUGAGUUUAGCACUUCAAUCUAAUGUAUGUAUUACAAAAUAUUUUCCAAAUUUUUGCGAUUUAAAUUAACACCAUUCUAUUACUAAAGGACCCCUAAAUAUUAACUCUUGAGAGAUGUGAGGUGUAAUAGUUCAGUACCGGGGCUAUUUGAAGAAAUCCUCCACUUCUGUCUAUUUGCUUAGGGGUGGAAUGAUCCAAUCCCAUGUUUGAGCCAAGACUUAACGAAAUCUUUAAAGCAGGUCAUGUAACUCUUGAUACUUGGAUAUAGAAAACUUUUUCUGCAAAUUAACUGUAAAGCCAAAAGAGUUUAAAAAGCAGAUGUUUGCUACCUUCUUUUGAGGUGGUAUAUAUGUAUAUUUUUUUCUUCAUAAGCAUUAAACUGUAUAUAAAAAUAUAAGCAAAGACAUCAGAUCUAACAUUUUGGACUGUGAUCAUCUUUCCAUCUUUGAAGUAUUGUUAUUAUGUUUCUAAUUUUUAAACAUUGGGACUACAUAAAUACAAUUUGUUAUGUUCUCUUUAGCUAUGUUGGUAGUAAUUCUUGUUCUAAAAGUAAGCCCGUUUCCCCCCCCACUUAGUUUUGCUGGUAGGUGACAAAUUACCUUUUUGUUCAUGUGUGUUGGUACAAUUUCCACAAAUUAUUCUGUUAACUUGAAUGCAAAUAUAAUGCUGUGAUCUAGAAAUAGAGUAGCCUCUCCAUUAUAUGUCUAGUUAAGCAAUCUUAUAGAUACAUUAUAUUUGUGGAGAGAAAUAUCCAGAGAUAAAACAUUUACAUGGUGUUAUAUACAGAGAGAGAGAGAGAGAUGUGGAGACCCCCACCCAAUUAUAACAUGUCUUCUUCUUUUUAAAUUCUGGCAGGUGAUCUUUAGAGAGUAACUGAGUAUGGAUCAUUUGAACGAGGCAACUCAGGGGAAAGAACAUUCAGAAAUGUCUAAUAAUGUGAGCGAUCCGAAGGGUCCACCAGCCAAGAUUGCCCGCCUGGAGCAGAACGGGAGUCCGCUAGGAAGAGGAAGGCUUGGGAGCACAGGUGCAAAAAUGCAGGGAGUGCCUUUAAAACACUCGGGCCAUCUGAUGAAAAGCAACCUUAGAAAAGGAACCAUGCUACCGGUUUUCUGUGUGGUGGAACAUUAUGAAAACGCCAUUGAGUACGAUUGCAAGGAGGAGCACGCAGAGUUUGUGUUGGUGAGGAAAGAUAUGCUUUUCAACCAGCUGAUAGAAAUGGCCUUGCUGUCUCUGGGUUAUUCGCAUAGCUCUGCUGCCCAGGCCAAAGGACUAAUCCAAGUUGGAAAGUGGAAUCCAGUACCACUGUCUUAUGUGACAGAUGCCCCUGAUGCUACGGUAGCAGAUAUGCUUCAAGACGUGUAUCAUGUGGUCACAUUGAAAAUUCAGUUACACAGUUGCCCCAAACUAGAAGACCUGCCUCCCGAACAGUGGUCGCACACCACCGUGAGGAACGCACUGAAGGACUUACUGAAGGAUAUGAAUCAGAGUUCCUUGGCCAAGGAGUGCCCCCUCUCCCAGAGUAUGAUUUCUUCCAUUGUGAACAGCACUUACUAUGCAAAUGUCUCAGCAGCAAAAUGUCAAGAAUUUGGAAGGUGGUACAAACAUUUCAAGAAGACAAAAGAUAUGAUGGUGGAAAUGGAUAGUCUCUCCGAACUGUCGCAGCAAGGUGCCAACCACGUCAGCUUUGGCCAGCAGCCGGUCCCAGGGAACACCGCGGAGCAGCCCCCGUCCCCCGCGCAGCUCUCUCACGGCAGCCAGCCCUCUGUCCGGACCCCUCUUCCCAACCUGCACCCUGGGCUCGUGUCCACGCCCAUCAGUCCUCAAUUGGUCAACCAGCAGCUGGUGAUGGCUCAGCUGCUGAACCAGCAGUAUGCAGUGAACAGACUUCUAGCCCAGCAGUCCUUAAACCAACAGUACUUGAACCACCCUCCCCCUGUCAGUAGAUCCAUGAAUAAGCCUUUGGAGCAACAGGUUUCCACCAACACAGAGGUGUCUUCCGAAAUCUACCAGUGGGUACGUGAUGAACUGAAACGGGCAGGAAUCUCCCAGGCAGUAUUUGCACGUGUGGCUUUUAACAGAACUCAGGGCUUGCUUUCAGAGAUCCUCCGAAAGGAAGAGGACCCCAAGACUGCAUCCCAGUCUUUGCUGGUAAACCUUCGGGCUAUGCAGAAUUUCUUGCAGUUACCGGAAGCUGAGAGAGAUCGAAUUUACCAGGAUGAAAGGGAAAGGAGCUUGAAUGCAGCCUCAGCCAUGGGUCCUGCCCCCCUGAUAAGCACACCGCCUAGCCGCCCUCCCCAGGUGAAAACAGCUACUAUUGCCACUGAGAGGAAUGGGAAACCAGAGAACAAUACCAUGAACAUUAAUGCUUCCAUUUACGAUGAGAUUCAGCAGGAAAUGAAGCGCGCUAAAGUUUCCCAAGCUCUGUUUGCAAAGGUGGCAGCAACCAAAAGCCAGGGGUGGCUGUGUGAGCUGUUACGUUGGAAAGAAGAUCCUUCUCCAGAAAACAGGACCCUGUGGGAGAACCUGUCCAUGAUCCGAAGGUUCCUCAGCCUCCCUCAGCCCGAACGCGAUGCCAUUUACGAACAGGAGAGCAACGCGGUGCAUCACCAUGGCGACCGGCCGCCCCACAUCAUCCACGUGCCCGCAGAGCAGAUUCAGAGCCCCUCUCCCACCACCCUUGGGAAAGGAGAGUCUGGAGGCGUUUUCUUGCCAGGCCUGCUGACCGCCACACCGUGGCGCGGUGCUGCUCCGCAGCAACCGCAGGCGCAGGCGCAGCCGCAGCCGGCGCCGCCCCCCGCACAGGCGCAGGCGCAGCAGCCCCCGAGUGGGCCCCGGCUCCCGCCGCGGCAGCCCACCGUGGCCGCGCCCGCGGAGGUGGAGGACGAGAGCCGGCAGAAGGCGCGGCCGCGGACCAAGAUCUCGGUGGAGGCGCUGGGCAUCCUGCAGAGCUUCAUCCAAGACGUGGGCCUGUAUCCGGACGAGGAGGCCAUCCAGACUCUGUCCGCCCAGCUGGACCUGCCCAAGUACACCAUCAUCAAGUUUUUUCAGAACCAGCGGUACUAUCUCAAGCAUCACGGCAAGCUGAAGGACAACUCGGGCCUGGAGGUGGACGUGGCCGAGUACAAGGAGGAGGAGUUGCUUAAGGAUUUGGAGGAGAGUGUCCAAGACAAAAAUGCUAACACCCUUUUCUCGGUGAAACUAGAAGACGAGCUGGCGGUGGAAGGGAACACAGACAUUAACGCCGACGUCAAAGACUGAGAUGAAAGUCGUCUUUUUCUCCAUCAGCAUCCCUGAUAUUGACUAACGCACGGAAAGUCCACCCUGUACUCGCUCAGCAAACCUUGUCCAUUGUUUGGCCAAUGAAUCUUCAGAAACUUGCACAAACAGGAAAGUCGAGAAAGGAUGAUACAGACUGCACUAAAUGUUUUACUCUCUUUUACAAACUGCUUGGCAGCCCCAGGUGAAGCAUCGGAUUGUUUGGUAUUAAAAAUGAAAGUUUGUGUUCACGGAACACACCCGAGUGUGUACCCCGUAAGCAUGAUACCAGUGAUUUUUUUUUUUAAUUAUUAUGAUUCUGGAGCCUCAAACAAGGAUUAUAACUUCUGUGAUUAUGAUUUCCUUCCUUUAAUUAUUUCUGUAACACUUCACACUGAUCUUUGGAAACUCGCCCCUUGUUUUAAAAAAAAAGAAAAAAAAGUUUGUUACUCUAUUGUAUGUUACAAAAGAACUAUAGACUGUGGAAUGCAGUUUAAAGAUGACAUAUGCCAACAAAUGCCUUGUAUUAUAUGGCACUGCCGUAAUUCAAAUUUGUUUUUAUUUUGGAAAUAAAAGUUCACUGUAAUUGUUUUUUUCAUUCUCAUUGUUACAUGAUUUUUUAAAAAAUGAAAAGAAAAUGUGAAACACAAUUUAGUCCUCAUUAUUUAUUUGUAGAUCCUGCAGCAUCAUGUUGUAAUUAAUUUUUUGGAAGUUUCCGUUAAAUGUAAUAUUGCUUCUCUUGUUACCAUACUGAUUCUUUUCUAUUUAUAAAUGUAUUUUGAUGGGCAGUAAAACAAAGUGUCUUAAAAGUUUUAAAUAGAUAAAAUGUGCUUUACACAGUUGCCUAUAAAAAGUGCUCUAUGUUAUCCAAGCAAUUCAUACUAUAAGCUUCACUCUUAUUGUUGUAUGCAAUUUUUACGAUCAUGCAAAUAAGCUUAGGUAAAUAAAACUAAUAGAUCACCUUAGAAGAUUAUGCAAUUAAUGUGAAAAUAAUUGAUGUUUGCAAUGUGUCUUCCUUUGGUUUACAAUCAAUUUUAAAGCUACAUCUGUAUAAAAUUUCUGUAUAAAGGUGUUAUUUCUUUUUUAUGAGUUUAUGGCUAUGAAAACACCAGCUAUUUUGUUACAGCUGGAUGUUUUUAUAAGUGUAUCACAAUUUUCUUUAUGCAGAAAUGUUCUGAUUAGGAGUGGUUAUUGACUGUAACUACACAAUUAAAAUUGUUUGUAUGGUAUGACAUGGUAGGGUUUGUCUGCUUAUGUGAAGUAACUUAGAGUCCAAGACGGCCCUCUCAGUUAGAUGCAUGUUAAUACUUUCUUGAUGAUAUUUUACAGAAAAAGAGCAAUUGAAAAGUCACUUGAAACACUGUAAAUUUAAAUCACAAACACAUGCUCAUUUUUUAAGUUUAACAGUGAAGAUGA